CGAGGGCGGGGUCGUGUCGGGAGACUGGCACAUCAUCAUCAUGCAGGAUACAUUGUUGAGGCUGCAAUGAUGCAGGAGUACGAGUAAGAAGAGGCGCUGCAGGUACGGCGAGAGAUUCUUUUGGUUUUACACGUAUCUCUAUUAAACCCUUUUCUCCCAUAAUGUCGGGCGGGGAUCUUCGCGUUCUUCGCCAAGAGCCAGGGCAGGAGAGCCCGAGGAUGCCGGCCUGGAAACGCGAGAUCCUUGAGCGGAGAAAGGCGAAGGGCGGCGGAGCAGGUGCCGAGUCCGUCGGAUCUCGACAUAACGGCGAGGUAACUGGCAGCAAAAGCAAGGAUGAUAUCACCGGCGCACAAUCUAGCACGAACUACACCAUUACCGCUGCCAAGCGCGCGACCAAAAGCCCGGAUCUGUCACCGGUGAAAACAAAAGAGCACUGGCUAUCCGCGGACCCGAGCCGCACGGAGGAGAGCCUGGUAUUGCAAGAGAGCUUGGGUCCGCUGCAGGAAAACCCAUUCAUUAAACUGGAAAAAGAACGCAAGAAGCGUCAGAGCCAAGAGAACGCCGCGCGACCUGUUCAGCACAUCCUCGAGUUAUACGGCAGCGUCCCCGGUAUACGGACUAUACGCGCUGAGAAUAUCAUCAUCAUUGAAUCCGACCCGGAGUACUUCUCGGAAGGAUGUGGUUUGAAUCAAGCAUCGAAACUGCAGCAGAACGGCACGGUGAGCGGAUAUAGCUCUCUCAAUGACCUGUUGGACCGAAGAGGUAGUCCAGUUACUGAGAUACGCGCGAAGGAAGUGGUCAUUUACGAUACUGCACUUAGUAAAAGCGAGGAGAACCUCAGCACGCUGGGACGACCGGCUUCCUCCCCACUGGAGGGGCAAGGCAGGGUGAGUCGCAUGCUACAGAAAUUUGACAGAAAUUAUGGCAAGCUGCAGCCCAAGUCACGCAGCACGGAAAACCUCCUGGACUUGGAUUCCAGUCCUAUCAGGCCAAGCUCUAGACCCAAGCCAGAUGUGGUGCCAAAAUGCCCAGAAUCUCCGCAAGCCGGUUCCUCACACAGUAAGGUCUUCCAAAAUGUUAAGUCUUCCAUAAGCAAUCAUCACACCUCUCCUAGUGGCUCAGGGAGUAGUACACCCGUAUCUGGAUCCCCUCAGUUAGUAUCUUCUGCAUGGAGACGUUUCGAGGGGAAUGGGGGACGAAGUGUCACUGUGUAUCCCAGGGAGGACACUGAGAGGUCUCCGUCCAAGCCUGUUAGAGAACGGGACUGGGACAGCAUAGAUGGGGCCUCCAAAGCCAAGGUGCCAUGCUCUCCAGAGAGCCACCAUGCCCAUGCCGACUGUACUCCUAGCCCCACAUCACCCCCUUUAUCGCCCAGUUUUGAGAUCCGUCCGUCCCCUCACCCGGAUCUUUCUCUUCUUCCGGCCGGUGAUCUACAGGCCCGUGCACUCGCCAACUUGCGACUCCAGUCUCGCAAUUCCUUCACCGUCAUUCCCAAGAGUCGAGCAGCCAUUUCGUCACCUGGCAGCACCGCCCCAUCCAGCCCUGUGCUUUCCCCUCACUCCCCACGACCCCUGGUGGGAGUGGCAGCUUCAGAGCCCACAGUGCCAACCCCCUCGCCUGCUUCUCCCAUAGCCUCCACACCAAAGCUUACAGAAAAGCUGACCAUAGAAGCCAAAACAGUGUCUACCACACCCACCUCUCCAGUCCCAGCUUCUCCACCUUCAAUUGGCUCACCCGUCAAAUCAGUCCCAUCUCCGGAUGAUAAGCUGCCUAUCACAAACAUUGAUGAUAUAGUCGUGGAGCCCACGCCGCCUGUUGUGAGCCCUGCAGUGCAGAGGCGCAAAGGAAAUACGUUUACAGUCGUUCCGAAACGGAGGCCCGAGGCCCAGUCUGACCCUGCUGAGACCCCAGAAGUUGUCAGUGAAUCUCAGAGCACACCACAAGCCCCUUAUGUCCACCUGGGAACCCUGAUUAAAAAGCGUUACCCUGCUGCAGAGGAGAUAGAGGUCAUUGGGGGCUACCUCUCUCUUGGGCGAUCCUGCCUUUCGAAGACUGGCUCAACAGGAAAAAAGCUGAAAAUAUCCUUCAACGAGUCCAGCCUGCAGAGCACUUAUGAAUACCCAUCCGAGAGCAGUGCGUGGGACAGUGGAGAGGACGAGGAGGAAGUAGGAGAAAAAGAAGGAGAAGAUGAUGGAGGGCUCAUUGCAGGGAGGAUAAGCAUCCCUCGCGCCAGCUACACCAUCUCACUCACUGACUCCAACAACACCACGGAUCUUUCCAGUUACACACCCAAACACUCAGUGGAGUUUAACGCCUGGCAGGAACACAAGCUUGAUGAGUCUGCUCACCGAGGGGAAGAUACUUCACAGAGUACAGAGGAGGUUAUGCUGACACCUGCUGAUAGCUCCUCUCUGUCAGACUUCAGCAGUGAACCAGCGCUCUACUUCUAAACCUUCCAGAUGUCUGGAAAAUACGGGACCAACUAUUGCCUGCCUGCAAGCACCAGCCUGGAUGCAAAGAAACAACGUUCGGAACAAUGGAACCAGUAGCAACCAGCACGUAAACUAACAUUCUGUAUUCCAUGUGUGUGCGCCAUCAUCUUCAACAGCAGGUCUGUGCCCAUUGCUGGUCCACGCGGCAGAUGUAUCACACACAUCCGGAUUUGACCUCCUGUUGCCACCAGUUGUGAUGGUGAUGGAGUCUGUUAACAUGGAAAAUGGCUCAAAUAGCCAUUCCACUCUUGAAUUUCACUCUUCCAUCACAUAAUUGCUCUUUGUAUGUAAUCCUCACCUCAUGAAAGUGACCAAAUUUCUAAAAGAGAGAAAGAUGAAAGACUGUCCUUAAAAUAGAGAAGGAAACUUGAGUGGGUGUAAUGGGACUCCAAGAAGAGGACAAUAAGAGGGUGAAGCAACAAAAAAUGAAAUGAGUGACUUGUUUAUGUAUGACUGGUAAAAGAGUGCCACAAUCCUUGUUCUUUGUGACGUUUUUGUAUGUGCAUGUGUAGGUCUGUAUUGACAUGACUCCCAAACUAUAGAAGUCCUUCACUUUAGUUUCAUUUGUAUGCCUGUGUUUCGUUCACUGUAGUAAUUUUUGAUGCACAGACUGAUAUAUACUAUACAGCCGAAAUACUAACAAUAUGUUAGUGUUGACUUAGUGAUUCUAGAUCGGUUUUAUAGAGCAGCUCUUAAUUGGUGAGCUGGUAAGCUCAUUCAUAUUUACUUUGCUUUUUCAUGGUGAUAGAAUUUAUUAAUCACUCAACAUUUUAAUCAUCAUUUUGGUCACACAUGCAAACAUAAAUGCAGUGAAGACAUGCCCAGGUUAUAUUUCACCCCAAAAUAAAAACAAGAAAAUACAUUUUGCAUAAAUAAAAUCAAGGCUGUUUUUUGAACCACCAUUUUGACUUUUUUGUCAUGACAUAUUAAUGUUUCCUUCCUACGUUCUCAUUUUUAUAAUGCAAGUGAGUUUUUCCCCCAUUAUUAUCAUAAUCUAAUGUUUAUCUAGUUUUUUGUACACACACAAACACACACACACACACACACACACACACACACAAAAUGCUGCAGUACAUAAUUAAAAUACAGUUUUUAUUGUAUUAUUAAAUACAUUUUCACUUGAUGGUAAUGAUGAUAAUUUCUGUGGAUUAUUUCUGGUUUAUGCCUAAUUAUUCGCCCUCUAACACAAAUAUAAUACAUUAUAUUUAUUUAUUUAUUCCUUUGCUUUUGGAGUGAAAUAUGAUCUGGAAGUGUUCUUGACAGAGAUUUAUGCUAUUGCGAAAUUGCAGUAGCAUUGACCUACAUUUAUUUUAGUAUGUCAGUUUAAGCAGUUUGUCAAUUACCAUGCGUAAGUUUAUAUAAUUAUGUUUUUUUUUGACUGGACAUUCUUGCAGUACGAAUGGGGAGCGGUCAGUUUUAGUUAUGAAGGAAACAUUAUUUUGUGAGUGAGCAUGCUGUAUGCAUGGGCCGUGUGUGUGUGUGUGUGUGUGUGUGUGUGUGUGUGUGUGUGUGUGUGUGUGUGUGUGUGAAACAUGAAGACUACGUACACACAAUGCCAACUGACUUGAGUAUGUCAGAUCUGUUAAAUGGCUUUGGUGUAUCUGCUCACGUAUCUCCAGCCUCUCCGACCAGUAUUGAUGUAUAGUUUGUACACUCCAGGUUGAAGUUUUCAUAAUUUAUUUCAUGCAUAUUUUAACACUUUUCCAUAUUUUUAGUCACAGGGCAAACAGUGGCACUGAUGUGCUUUGGGAUAGUUUAUACACACACACAUAUAUAUAUAUAUAUAUAUAUAUAUAUAUAUAUAUAUAUAUAACAAUAUACACUCACUAUUGUGGACAUCAUGCACAAAGUUACAUGAGUGUUGUUAAAACAGCUUACAUCUUAUUAUUUUGCACUGUUUUGUUUUUGCUUUGUUUUGCACCAUACGCAGCUCUUGGUUGGAAUAAUGCCUUUUAGGAAUUACUUUCAUAUUGUAAUUUAUUUCACAAAAAUGUAUAUGUGUCCAUAACAUUGACUUAAAGCACCAGUUUAUCAGCUCAAAACUGCUGAUCAACAUUUUCUGCCCAUUUCCUUUAAAGACACUGGCUUUGUUCACGCUGUACACAAUUCUGUUAUGGCUUUUUAUUCAAUCUGUUGGACCAACUAUCUGUGCGGUUAUGUGUUGUUAAGGUGAAGAAGUUGGAUCCAUUUGUUCACACAGUGUAGUCAAUACCUGUUAUAUCUACAUCAGUUGCCAUAAACUUAACCAUUGACAUCUGCUUGUGGAUGUCGGGAGUUGAUUGUUCUUAUUCUGAAAGUAAUGAAUUUGGAUCCAGUUCAAACAGUGUAGUCUGUAUCUGGUAUAUUUACAUCAGUUGCCACAGAUAUAACCACUGGUGUCAGGUGUUGAUUGUUCUUUUAAUAAAAAUUUUACUUUAAAUGUUGCCCCCCUCCCCCCAGACAAAUAACUAAACAUACACUGCCAUUCAAAUGUUUGGGGUCAGUAAGAUGUUUUUGGUAACACUUUAUUGUAAGAUGUCCUUGUUACACGUUACAUGUACUUACUAUUAUAAUAACAAUACAUUAUGCAGAAUUACAUGCAAGUAACCCUAAGCCAAACCCUAAUCCUAACCUUAACCAUAUAUAUAUGGUUAGUUCAUGUAGUUAAUAAAUAUUACUCAGUACUUAAAUGUAUAAUUACACUGUAACAAGGUCACCUUCAAAUAAAGUGUAACCUGUUUUUUGUUUGGAAUGUAAUAAAUUUCCACACCAAAAAAAAUUAAUAAAUUCAAAAAUGACAGUAAAGACUUCACCUGUGUUUCUAAAAAAAAAAAAAAAAAGAACAAGUAUUUUGAACUUUAUUAUACUGAAUAUUCAAGAAACAUAUAUUAUUUAAAACUUUCUGGUGGAUUAUGUAACACUGAAGACUGGACCAAUGUCUGCUGAAAAUUUUGUUUUACCAUCAUAGGAAUAAGUAGAAAAAGAAAAUAUAGAAGAAAAUUAUUUUAGGUUGCAAUAUUUCCAAAUAUUACUGUUUUUGCUGUAUUUUUUUAUCAAAUGCAGCAUUGGAGAGCAUGAGAGACAUCUUGCAAAAAAAUAAGAAUAUCUUGCUGACAGUUUGUAUUUUGAAUCUUUUUUUGAACGGUAAUGUAUUUGUGUGGGGGGAACACUUUUUUUCUGCCUGUCUGAACAAAGCCUUUGAACCUGUGUUUGUUUAAUUAUAUAUCACAUAAUUAAGGGCAAUUUUUGUUUAAGAGAAUGUUGAAUUUCACCAAGUGUUAGAAUUCAGCCAAGUCUUACUGUACUGUACAUUGUAGUUCAGUAUAUCACUCUAGCACUCGGCCUAACAUCCCAGUCUACAGCAGAUCCUCCAGAUAUUCUUUGCAAACAUUAAAUUAUCUGGAGGGAUGUAUAUUAGACAUUCAGAGGGUUGGGAACUAUUGCUUUUUGUGUCUUACAAAAUGUAAUGCCACUUUAAGUGCUUCAUUAGUUCCUGUAACUCUAGUCAAGCUGCUCAUUGCUCUGAUGGUUAAUGUACUGUAUGUCAAAACGUUUCCUCAUCCUUUCUGUUUCUUCAUCAAGAGUAUAUUAAAUGUACAAUUUGGUUUUGAUGAAUUUAGAGGGGAAAAAAUGUCAAACAAGGAAAUGUUCAAUAAACAUUUGAAAGCUA
This is a messenger RNA of Carassius carassius (crucian carp), 6141 nucleotides long. It is a transcript of the gene tprn, whose product is annotated as taperin. The coding region runs from base 162 to 2450 and encodes 762 amino acids. NCBI's taxonomy places the organism in Eukaryota, Metazoa, Chordata, Actinopteri, Cypriniformes, Cyprinidae. The record is from RefSeq and is a predicted model, not a curated record. The transcript has 4 exons. Gene Ontology annotation, molecular function: phosphatase binding.